Somion occarium is the source of this 1274-nucleotide messenger RNA. The record is from the annotation of a GenBank genome assembly. NCBI's taxonomy places the organism in Eukaryota, Fungi, Basidiomycota, Agaricomycetes, Polyporales, Cerrenaceae.
AGUUGCUUGACCGCUGGCUCCAGGCUGGCUCACCUCGCCACUCAGGCAUUGAACUCAUUUUCUCUUUUCUCUCCACCGUCACGUAUCUUCAUUCUUCCUUUUUUUCCUAGGUGGAUCGUAUCUGGACUAUCUGAAUGGCUGAACAAGCAGAAGCCGCAUUUAUCAAGAAUUUCGCACAUAAUCUUUCUUCGCAACCCGUAACAUAUCCGAAUGAUUUCCAGCAACCUCUGGAGAAUAAUCUGAGAAAGGUUCCGAUUCCCCCGAUUGAACUCCCUGCACCUCCUAAACGCGAGCAUCAAGAGUCCACAGCCGCAGGGAGCGUGAAGUUGACUUUCAAGUCCUUAAAGCCUGCCAAGUCCUACAUACUUUCCGUUCCAUUGGCCGAUACUAUCGUGGCAAUCAAGUCUCAGCUUGCGAGCGAGCCAGGCGCUCCUCCUGCAGAUGUUCAGCGUCUCUUGCUUAAAGGCAAGGCCUUAGCAGAUGGGAAGCUUUUGAAGGAGUACGACAUCAAGGACGGAGAUACAUUGACUCUAGUUGUCAAACCUGGAUAUCAAUGGGAUCCUUCCAAAGUUCUCACUUCGGAACCUGUUGAAGAGCUCAAGCAAGUGACUCUCCUCCCGGAACCGACGAAAUCCAGAGGUGGCCAUGGACGUAUACCUUCCGUUGUUUUGUCACCUUCGCCGUCGUUGACCGCCCAACCCGAUGAGAAGCUUGUCGAUAUACCCCUCGUCCUCGAUACCUCAAGCAUUCCGGCGUCGCCUACAGGUGGUCCAGAAUCCACCUAUCACACCACCAUGGCUCAGCCAGAGUUUUGGGAGCGUUUAUAUGAAUUCUUGAUGUACGUCAUAUCUCCAUUCCUUGAACUUGGUUCCUUAUUCUGUGUGUCGCGCUUGAUGAAACUGAUUUCAAUUGGUGCUGUGCCCUUAUCUCUGUCUCCAGCACCCAAUUUAUACAUCGGAGUGAUGCCGCGACAGCUUGGGAAGAUUUCUUCUGUGCGAGCAAGGGGACUUUGACCGUUAGUGAAAUUGCGAAGAUACGAGACAAAGUUGGGGUUACCGGUAUGGCGGGCACCUAGAGUGCUGAUGUGAUGGUUUCUGUGCCUAUUUUCGUCGUCGGUACACGACAUGUUGGUACCGAUCAAGUUGUGUACUCGUUCCCAACGUUACUUUCUUAUAACAAAUCUAGCAGGAUGUCCUAUCACCCUAUGGGGGGACAUAUUUCUCUUUUUGUUCCCAACUGCUCUCAACAGGCACAUCCGAGUUUACUUGAACAUC